This is a messenger RNA of Ophidiomyces ophidiicola, 3336 nucleotides long. RefSeq lists its product as uncharacterized. Bases 1 to 3336 code for a protein of 1111 amino acids. The record is from RefSeq and is a predicted model, not a curated record. The transcript is spliced from 5 exons. Lineage: Eukaryota; Fungi; Ascomycota; Eurotiomycetes; Onygenales; Onygenaceae. Gene Ontology annotation, biological process: cell motility; phosphatidic acid biosynthetic process; intracellular signal transduction. Gene Ontology annotation, molecular function: D-type glycerophospholipase activity.
AUGGCUGGCAAAGACAACAAUAUGGCCUAUGGGGAUACGCCAGGUCAGGGAUCUAGUAAAGGAGGAAGUACCCGUGCAUUAUUCGGAGAUACAUUCAACAAACUUCGGGAUAAAUAUCAAACUCACACGCAAGGAGCACCCGCGGGCCAGUAUCAGCAGCCACACUACAAUACGCAGGUUCCUCACUCUAAUCAGCCGCCUUCCCAGGGCAUCGGCCAACCUUCUCCACAGGGCGGACAACAACCACAACCGCCGCAGGGAGGGUACUACGGCAACGCACCGCAAACUCAAAACCCUCCAUACCAGCAGGGUGGGAAACCCCCCAAGCCAGAUUUCGUGUCUGGACUCCUUGGGAAAGUUCAGGGCAUGGGAUCCGAAUGGGCACAGAAAAUUGGCUCGAGCAUUGAUCCGCAGGCGUACGCCACUUACGGGCCCAGCACUACACAACCGGGAGAAAAGACACGGUACGGUAGCUUUGCGCCCGAGAGGGACUAUAACGAUGCAAAGUGGUACGUGGAUGGGUGUACGUACAUGUGGGCUGUCUCAAGGGCACUGGAGACGGCCAGGGAGUCAAUUUGGAUUCUGGAUUGGUGGCUUUCCCCUGAAUUGUAUCUGCGGCGGCCCCCGGCUCAAAACGAGCAGUAUCGGCUGGACCGCAUGCUUCAGGCUGCUGCGAAGAGAGGCGUAAAGGUCAAUGUCAUAGUGUAUAAGGAGGUGACCCAGGCACUUGCAUUGUCGUCUUCGCAUACAAAACAUCAUUUGGAAGACUUGCACCCGAAUAUCGCGGUUUUUCGUCAUCCCGAUCAUCUCCCUGAUAAGAAGACGCUUCACUCCAACGUGGUGUCCGGCUUCCAGAACAUGACUUUGAACCCCGCGGGAAUUGCGAAGCUGUCCGGCGAUGCGUUGAAAGGGCUGUACGGAAUGAGCGACAAUGUCAUUUUAUACUGGGCCCACCAUGAGAAACUUUGCUUGGUUGAUGGAAAAUUGGCCUUCAUGGGUGGUUUGGACCUUUGUUUCGGGCGUUGGGAUACAUACCAGCACUCGAUUUCGGACGUUCACCCGCACGACAUAAAAGACACGAUUUUCCCAGGGCAAGACUAUAACAAUGCGCGAAUCUUGGACUUCGUGGAUAUUGUGAACUGGGAGAAAAACGAGCUCGACCGAAAGACGUUUUCCCGCAUCGGGUGGACCGACGUUGCAGUAAGUUUGCAGGGACCGGUGGUGGAGGACCUGCGACAGCUGUUUGUGGACCGCUGGAACUUCAUCUACGACGAGAAGUAUAACGUGCGAAAAGACGUGCGGUACUCGAAGUUGGUGCUCUACCAGCGGCCGCUUUCCUCGAUGGGCUUCCACCAACCAGGGGCGCAAGGGCAGAACGCACCGCCACCAGGGCAGCAACCGCCGAUCCCUGCUGCCUCUGGACAAGCGCCGGGCACCGCCCAAGGCCAACCUCAACUGCAACCACAACAGCUUCCUCCACCUCCACCAGGCCCGCCGCCGCAGCAGGCAGCGCAUGGUACGCAACCGCAGUGGCAGUCUGGCACAUCCUAUUCCAACCCAGCUCAGACGACCACCGCAGCAGGAGCACCACCACCACCACAGCAAGGGUCAAGCCAGGCUCCGUACUUCCCUCCUCCCCCCGGACAGGACGCGUCCCGCGGCCUUUUUGACCACGGAGCCGGGCAGCAGGAUGCCAACCGUGGGUUUGGCACGCUGAAGUCUGACGUCACAAAUUUCGGCAAUGUUCUGCGUGGACAGCUGGCCGGACAGGUGCACCGGUAUCAGGACCGGUAUCUGAGCGGGCAACGCGGGCAGGCCCAGUCACCGGUGAGAGUGGGCUGCCAGAUCGUGCGCAGCUGCUCGAAAUGGAGCCACGGAUCGGCGCAGCCGGAGAGCUCGAUUGCGGAAGCAUACUGCACGAUCAUCCGGGAGAGUGAGCAUUUCAUCUACAUUGAGAACCAGUUUUUCAUCACGUCGACGGGCGACGCUCAGGCACCGGUCAAGAACAAAAUUGGCGCAGCGCUCGUGGAGCGUAUCCUGCGGGCGGCGCGGGCCAAGCAGAAGUUCCAUGUCAUCGUGGUCAUCCCGGCGAUCCCGGGGUUCGCGGGCGACCUGCGCGAGGAGGGCAGCCUGGGCACGCGGGCGAUCAUGGAGUUCCAGUACAACUCGAUCAACCGUGGCGGGCACAGCAUCAUGGAGGUGAUCGCGAAGGAAGGCGUGAACCCGAUGGACUACAUCCGGUUCUACAACCUGCGCAACUACGACCGGAUCAACGCCAGCGGCGCGAUGCGCGGCGCGGAGCAGCAGAGCGGGGUGAGCUACGGCGAGGCGCAGCAGCAGUACAACGCGGGCAUCACGGGGACGGCCACGUCGACGUCGCGGCCGGCGUUCGACACCACGGCGGCAUACGGACAGUACCAGGAGGCGGCGAAGCAGCAGGUGCCGCAGUCGCAGGCGCAGGGGGUGCGACCGGGCCGGUGGGACAGCGUGGCGGAGUGCUACAUGCUGAACGGGGAAGACAUCCAGAAGGUGCCGUGGGAGCACAGCGACGCGAUGUCGGAGGUGGAGGCGUUUGUGUCGGAGGAGCUGUACGUGCACUCGAAGGUGAUGAUUGCGGACGACCGCACGGUGAUCUGCGGCAGCGCGAAUAUCAACGACCGGUCCCAGCUGGGGCUGCGCGACUCGGAGAUCGCGGUGGUGAUCCAGGACCCGACGGCGCUGGAGUCGACGAUGAACGGGCAGGCGUACGUGGUGAGCCGGUUCGCGGCGACGCUGCGGCGACAGCUGUGCCGCAAGCACCUGGGGCUGGUGGCGGCGCAGGACUGCGGGCGGCCAGACAGCAACUUCGAGCCGGUGGGGAUGGGCGGCAACGCGUACGAGCUGGGGACGGCGGAGGACCGGGUGGUGACAGACCCGCUGGCGGAGGGAUUCCAGAGCCUGUGGAACUCGCGGGCGCGCACGAACACGGAGGUGUACCGCAAGGUGUUCCACGCGGUGCCGGACGACAGCGUGCGCAACUGGAACGACUACAAGGAGUUCUACGAGUACUACUUCCGCAAGGCGGCGGUGGAGCAGCAGAAGCAGGGCGGCAGCAGCAGCAGCGGCGGCGGCGGCGGCGGUGCGGACAGCGGGCAGGGGGUGGUGGCGGCGCCCAGCCGGUACGCGUGCGGACACGUGAUCGGCGACGAGUUUGCGGGCGGGGCGGCGGCGGUGAAGGCGGAGCUAAGCCGCGUCAAGGGCACGCUGGUGGAGAUGCCGCUGAUGUUCCUGAUCGAGGAGGACAUCGCGCAGGAGGGCCUGGGGCUCAACGCGCUGACGCAGGAGGUGUACACGUGA